Messenger RNA from Penaeus indicus, 1178 nucleotides. RefSeq lists its product as uncharacterized. The transcript is spliced from 5 exons. The record is from RefSeq and is a predicted model, not a curated record. The coding region runs from base 1 to 648 and encodes 215 amino acids. NCBI's taxonomy places the organism in Eukaryota, Metazoa, Arthropoda, Malacostraca, Decapoda, Penaeidae.
AUGGUGGCCACGGGAAUGGUUCUCCUCGUGAUGGGCCAAUCCAUCGGCGCCGUCUCCACCUUCGUCGCUCUGGCGAUAGUAUGUAAGAUAGCAGAACUCCUCAGACCCAGUAGUUGCACCCAAAACGACUGGUCGAUUUUGAAGCACCUCACACUCUUGUCAAUGACAUCAUCGAAUCAACACCCAAAAACUAAGACAAUGAUUCUACUUUUCGUCAUGAUGUACAUGGUCGUGUUAAUCAUGGUGGCCACGGGAAUGGUUCUCCUCGUGAUGGGCCAAUCCAUCGGCGCCGUCUCCACCUUCGUCGCUCUGGGCCUCGUGUCCUUCGCGAUGGUCUCGGCCCUGCAGUUCCGGUCGUGGGUCCUGACGUCGUACGGCACCCCCCCUCCCUCGCCGAGCGCCCUCGACCCCCCGCCAGGCGCCUUCGACCCCCCGCCGGCCUACAGGGCGUCCUGGCGGCGGUCGUUCAGGCGGUACCUCGACACCCGCAGAUCCAGGAGAGCGCCGAAUCGAACGCCGUCGGCGGGCGUGGGCGUAAGGGGCGACGAGGCAGACGGGCGUACUGUCCUCUCUGUUGCUAAUAAGGACGAAGAAAGCCCGCCCUCCUACGAGGAGGCUUUGAGGAACAGUGUUGAAAAUCUUUCAUGACGUACUAUGAAAUGUUCGCAAAAACCUUAUUUAUUAAUUGACUUUUGUACAAUUAUAUGUAUAUGGAUUUGCUUGUAUGUAUCAUUUUUGCUUGUGACAAUUUAUACUGCCUGUGUACCUUGUAUCUUCUAAAUGUAUUUCUUACAAAUAGAAGCAAAUAAAUGUAUAUAUUCCUAAAAGUAGCUUAUCAAUAAUAAUAAAAAAAAAAAAAAAAAAAAACGGAAAACCCCACCGAAUAAAACCUAUCUCGUCUAACGGCUCAGGCAACAAAAGAACAACGGAAGGAGAGAACACCAAAGAAUACCUAUAAAUGAACAGUCGCUGGGAGAGGAAGCGCCUUUUAAUGUCCGCGUCUGACGGCCGGAGAACGAGCGAGAAUCCCGACAGAUACACGAAGCCAAUUCAGUGAACAAGCGCUUUUUGAAAAGCCACGAAAGCAAUCUGGCGGCGAACUGACGUGGCCUAUAAAGAAAGUAGCCUUAUAUUUUUGCGAAGGAAAAGUGGCACGAUAUCCCGAAAGUCUAGAGAGA